AUCUUUAAAAAUAUGCAAGUUUGCUUUCCUGCUUAAUUAGUAAGUUACUUAACUUUCCUGGAUUAACACUAAUAACUUCACCAGUACAGAAGCGUGACCCUUUAAACGUAUGUUCCUUUCCAGAUAUUGCUUCCUAAUUUUAGGGGUUUCAUGUUGCUGAAAGCAUCUGAGCAAUCAUGUGUGGAUAUUUUGUAGUCAGAAGUAUUUGACCAAGCUCCAGGAGCGGCGUUUCACGCCCUACUUUGAGCAUCGCCGGAGCCAGCUGUCGCCCUGGCUCCCUGCAACAGCGCCAGAAUUGUUCUGGCAGGAUCACCGAGUCUUCGCCUCCCUCCAACCUGGCUGAAGGCAGGCAAAAUGGACCGCCGUGAAAUCCCCUCGGAGGCUGACAAAACACACCAAAAUCGUCUCUCCAGCGUCAUCGAGGAGGAAGAGGAGCAAGAUGCAGCUUACACCAUUGUGACAGUCCUGGACAAAGUGGCCAACAUUGUUGACAGCGUGCAGGCGAGCCAGAAGAGGAUAGAGGAGAAGCACAGGGAGAUGGAAAAUGCCAUCAAGACCAUACAGAUUGACAUUUUAAAGCUUGCCCAGGCUCAUGGCAACACAGGCUUCACGGUGGACAAGUUACUGGCGAAAACCCGCAAAGUGAGCUCCACCAUGAAGGAGGUGCGGGCACGCGUGGAGAGGCAGAGCACCAGCGUGCGGAAGGUGGAAGCAAAACAACAGGAGAUGCUGAGAAAAAACAAAUUCCGGGUCGUGAUCUACCAGGAGGAAACCGAGUGUCCUUCGUCUCUCUCUGUUAUCAAAGAGAUGACAGCAGGUGAAAGUAUAGAGGACGAUUUCUUCCCACCUGAUGAUCUGUCUUCUGAUGAAGAAUACUAUAUCGAAGAAAGCAAAGCAACCAAGUUCAAGAAAUCAGGUAUGAGGCGCAUUGAUGACAUCAAAAAGGCAUUUUCAAGGGAAAAUAUCCAAAAAACAAGACAAAAUUUUGGCAAGAAGGUAAACAGGCUUCAAACUAGGAUAGUGACCCCUGAGAGGAGAGAGAGGAUCAGGCAAUCAGGGGAGAGACUAAGACAAUCUGGAAUAAGGAUCAAGAAAACCAUUUCACAAGCUGCUCCAACAAAGGAGACAUUCAAGAUCCAUAAAAAAAAUAAAGAACGAACAGGAGCCGAAGGUCAGGAGGGGAUCCAGGAAGCCAGCGUGCACAUCGCCUCUGAGCUCCCAGCAGCAGAGCCCUUCACUGAAGAAAUCUCUUACACAGAAGUGAUCACUAAGGUAAAGAAAGACAAGAAUAGUGCAACGAAAGGUGCUUCCCAGUCAACUGAAAUAGGGGUGACUAUCCCAGAAGUCGUCCUUAGGCAGGAAAGAAAAGAAGGAGGAGGAGGUGACGAUGACAUCCCUUUGCUAGAUUUGAAGCAAUCAGUAUAAGGAGCCAAUGAGCACACACACCAUACUGUCCUCACUGAGCAAGAGAGAACACAGUAUGUACUCACUCAGCUUUAGAAAAACGUGUGAAUCCGUGUUAUACCACAAACGUGUUGGUGUUGUUCUGCCAUCCCCACCGAUGUCUGUAGUGUUGUCUUCCUGACAAAAGUCAAGCCAUGCAAACUGAAUGAAGGGGCUCCCCCUCUGUGUCGGCGGGUGCCGACAGCCAUCAUUAACCCGAAUGGAACUCGCAGUGUCAAAGGGAGAUGGGAAUCUGCUGCCUUUCCAAGAUUGAUUUAGCAGUACUUUACAGCCUAAUCGCUCUCAUCAUUUCAUGUUAAACAGUAUAAAAUUUACUUCCAUUUUCUCAUACCAACUCAUCCAGUCAGAAAACAAUAACAAAGCUAUUACUUCUAUUACUUCAUAUUAGCAAAAGGAAGAACUAUGGAAAAUGUCAUUUAGCUGUACAAAUAUUAUCACUUAAGGGCCCUUACAGAAAAAGCAGGAAGAGCAUAUUCCUGCUUUACUCACAAUAUGAAAAAAAUGUGGCAGGAGUUAUAGGGGUUUGAAUAAAUUGUGUUUUUUCUUAAUGGAAAAGAGAAACCCCUGAAAUGACUACAGGUUAUUUCCAGACUUCUGAAAUAGGAAGGUUCAUUGUAAGUAAGCAAUGUGUUUUGGAGUUUUUAUUUAUGGAGUAAGAAUAAAAAACAAGACACAUUAAAUGUGGAAUAGCAGGAGGAAAAGGGAAGGAAGUAUUGUAUUUAUGUUUUGGAAACAUGAGAUUGUGAGAAAGGCAAUGACAUGAAGCAGUAAAAAGUGGAAUAAGAUGAAUGCAUAGGUUCUGGAUAAAUGGAGAGAAAAAUUAGAAUAUUGUAACUACAGUUUUCUUGAGAUCUUUUAGAAUACUAUUAUUCUUUACAGAGAAUCGUAGGGUUUAUGAGCAUAACUGACCAGACAAGGGAAUACUUUUGUUUUCCACUCUCUGUGUUUUCUCCAAGCUUCACUGCAAUUAAAAUCUAUUCUACAAAGUCACAGAUGUACAGGGCCAAUCCAUAACCCAAUUCUUUUUUUCCUAUCAUCAUCAUUAUUGACCAGUCACAGCCUCAGGGAUUAUGAGACAGACACCCUUUGGACUAUGGAAUGCUGUUUAUUUGCAGCUCUCAGGAGCCAGUGCCCUGACAUCAGAUAUGUUUGUGAACAUGACUGCUACGCUGACAUGGGGUGCAGGACUGUAUUGCUCUCUUCAUUCUUAAACGGAGUUGCCUUCAAAAAAGCACUUAUCUAAAGCAAUGUUAGUCAUUACUAUCUGUGUGAAACUUGUACAAUAUUGCCAAAAGCUGUAUGAUUGUAUUUAAUAUAUCAGGUUCAUUUUAACAGAAGAGCAUAACUUGGUUAUCUAUAUACAUUGUUUGAAGACUUCUAGCUAAUUGUUAAUCUAUCAUUCAAAUAUAAUUAGUUUGAUUUCAAGUAUUCUGCCUGCAGUUCUUUCAUUCAGAUUGGUAUACAUCCCACUUGAAGUGAAACAGCUUUAGCAAUAGUAACUAGGGAACACUGGUUGGGGAAGGUCAAUGUUUUGCUAAAUCAGUGACAUUUCAAUUCAAAUUAAUGUUGUCAGAUUGGGAGCAGCAACUCCACUGAGUGGAAGGGCAGGAUAGAGCAAGAGAAGGAGAUGGGGAAAGGAACACAUUUCUGUCAAUAGUAAAUUGUUCAUCUCCACUCUACUAUAAUCACAUGCAAAAAGGAAAUAGUGUUUUGCUUGUAGGAUGCACUGAAGGUUUUGUUUGGUGUUCUUUACUAGUGAUAAGAAGGCUUUUUGGAGCAAAGUCACUUUAUGUUCUUCAUUUCUGUACAAAACUGUAGCUAUCUUCAGUGAAAUACUGUAUAAUUUUUCUGCAAGAUUUGGCAUUUUCCUAAACUGAUAAACAGGGUUUAGUUAUUGAAAUGAAAAUGUUGAUGUUCAAAUAAGCUAUUUCUUUGCAUUUUUAUACAGAAUAUUAGCAGAACACUAUGUGCUAGAACAUCAUUGCCUAUAGAUUUUUCUUCAUAUAGCAUUUAAUUUUCUCAUUCUGCUUGACAAAGAAGUGAUGCAGUUUCCAUGGAGCAUAUCAUGUAGCACGAGAUAUAACCUCUAUCAAAUACAUAUAUUUAAAUGCUUAUUUCUAGCUUCAGUUGGUCAGAGGAGGAUUUGUUUUAUAGUAAGCAGUGAGUUCUUCAGGCGUGCAAAGUAUUUCAAUGUAUGUUUUUUAUUUUAAAUUACUAUCACUGUUACUGACCUGACUUUUACACGUACCAAGAGAUCAAAGUUAAAUUACUCCAUAUCCCCUCAUAAAUGUAGGGGAUGGGGAAAACACUAUGGUUUGCAACCUCAGUUUCUGCGGAACAGCACAGACCUUUGCUGCUUGAAGUCUCUCCCAUUUUUUUCAUAAUUUCCAAGAUCAAUUAUCAUGAAGCCAAAGCCUUCAGCCUUCUCAGAAACAAAAUUCUCAAUGAAAUUGGUUGAUGUAUAGCUGCACUGCAGGGAGAUCUGGUGCCUAUUUUUUGAACAGUUGGUUUCACUUGAAAAGAUAAUCUUGCUGGCACUGUUGCUCCUAGCUCAGUGGAAAAAAGGGAUCCUGUCCCUGUCUGCUCUGUUUUCCAAGAAAGAAACUGGCACUCUGUAUUUUGUUGGGGGUGUGAGUGUGAAUAUCAAACUUCCUCAUGGAAUGAGCCUUGCAAUUGCUAACUGCAGAGUAAAACUGGCUACGCAAAGGGAUGAAGUACUUUCUUAGACACUUGCUAUACAAAAAUUAAAAGUGUUUACAAGGAGAAAAAAAAUAUUAACGAAGUCUUGAUUGCAAGUGCUUCUUUAAUAACAUCCAAGAACAAUUUCUUUUGCUUUGAAUUUGUGCUAGUGAAAGAAGAUAAACACAUUUUCUGCCAAUAGUCAUCUGUCUAUUAAAAGAGAAAUAUUAAUCAUCCUUCAGUUACAGGGUAGACAGCAGUGGUGGUUAACACAAAAAUACUUCAACCAUUUC
This is a messenger RNA of Prinia subflava (tawny-flanked prinia), 4436 nucleotides long. RefSeq names its product caveolae associated protein 4 (gene CAVIN4). Gene Ontology annotation, cellular component: caveola; cytoplasm. The transcript is spliced from 2 exons. Lineage: Eukaryota; Metazoa; Chordata; Aves; Passeriformes; Cisticolidae. The record is from RefSeq and is a predicted model, not a curated record. Gene Ontology annotation, biological process: regulation of gene expression. Bases 355 to 1425 code for a protein of 356 amino acids.